Paraphaeosphaeria sporulosa is the source of this 2304-nucleotide messenger RNA. RefSeq lists its product as uncharacterized. The record is from RefSeq and is a predicted model, not a curated record. The coding region runs from base 293 to 2083 and encodes 596 amino acids. NCBI's taxonomy places the organism in Eukaryota, Fungi, Ascomycota, Dothideomycetes, Pleosporales, Didymosphaeriaceae. The transcript is spliced from 2 exons. Gene Ontology annotation, cellular component: piccolo histone acetyltransferase complex. Gene Ontology annotation, biological process: regulation of transcription by RNA polymerase II.
ACCUCCCACCAACAAACCGCGACGCCCCUCCCAACCUUCUCCAUCAGAAACUCGCCCAACACCAUCGGAAAAUCCGGCCUGAGUCGAUUUUCCAUCUAAACAGCGCAUGCGAAAUCGUUUGACACCCAUAUUGUGAAUAUUCACGCCCGGGAGUGGUCGCAAACGAGGAACCGCUGCUCGUCGCAGCCAGAGCCGCGGCGCUGGCCCUUGCCAGCUGCACCCAACGCCCCAGCCAGGCUGGUCACGUGUGCGCAAAUCUCUUUGAACGCGCAUCUCUUCACGACCGCGCAUCAUGACGCAGAGGGUUACCGGCCAGCGCUUUCGCCAGCGCAAGCUAUCUACUAAGCAGAACCUACCUAUCCUGCGCGAGCACGAGGUUGAGCAGCUCGGCGAUGAUGACGCGACGCGCCAUAUUCCCAAGGUCGAGACGGGCGUGGAAAAAGGAGAGGAAAUCGAGCACCAUCUGCAAGCUGUGAUAUCUGCCGCUCAGGCAGCUUCUCAAAGUGGAGGCAAGAUUGCCCAGCUGUACAUUCCUACACCUGACGCUGUUGCAAGUAAGCUGCAAUACGAGGACCUUUACCCUAGACAGUUCACGCAACCGUCGACCUACAUUCGCUUCUCGUCUACUGUGGAAGACACCGUAGGAUGUCCGUAUUGCAUGACCAGCGAAGAUGCUGCCUGGCUCAAGUCGUACAACCAGAAGAAGAACAAAGGUGUACAGUGCUCCGAGGACGAUCUUGAGCAGGUCAUCAACUUCUUCGAGGAAGCCACCGCAGAGAAGCAGCCCUAUGCUGACGUGGAUAACACCCCCGUCCUUGCAUACGAGGAGUUAGAGGCGCUGUUCGACGAGAGAAUUCCGGAGCAUGCUCGAAGGUUUGCCAAAGAUGUCUACGUGCACUGGAAAGCCGAGCGCGAGCGAAGGCUGAAUAAACCAUUGAUGCCAACGCUGAAAUUCGAAAAGAAUCUCGACAGCGAUGAUUCUGAUCCGUAUGUCUGCUUCCGACGCCGCGAGGUGCGCAUGCAGAGAAAGACACGCGGUCGCGAUGCCCAAGUGACUGAGAAGCUGAAGAAGCUGAGGAAGGAGCUCGAGGAGGCUCGGUUCAUCAUGGCACAAGUGAAGCGCCGCGAAGUUAUGAUCCGGGAGCAGCUAGCCCUCGACAAGUUGAUCUUCGAACAACGGGGCGAAGUCAAGGAGACCAAGAGGAGGCUCAGCAUCAAGGGCGAUGACGAAGAGCUCCUCAUCAACCAGAAGGUUCGCGUUCCGUUCGAUGUUUGCAUUGCCACGUCGCUAACUCGAUCGCAGCCUGCCCCCAAGCCCAAGCCAAGAGUCGACACUCAAGCUCUUCAGAGAGGUAUCCCUGGAAUGGGCUCGAAACCUCCAGUCACUCGUCCCGAUGGUCGUCUUGUCGAUUCCGAUCUUGUCUAUCUUGAUGACCAGCUUGCGAAGAAGUCCGAGGUUAUCGAUGCCUUCGUCGAAGAGAAUCUCCUGAAGCACCAGAAGUGGAAUGUCGGAUGGGUAGAUGCGACAUGGCGCCCCAUCACUCCACCGUUAGAGCAACCCGCAGCAAAGUCAGACUUCCGUCGCGUCUUCACAGACUCGCAGCUGCCGACGCCGCCGGCAUCGGUGUCGUCUGAGGAAGCCGGUGAUGCGAUGGUCGUCCAACAAGUGAGGCAACCCGAGCCGCGCAGAAGUGCCCGGAUACGGUUUGGUACUCCUCCAGACGACGUUCCGUAUCAGGACCAGUCGCGGUACCGCCGGCGCACAGGUCGUGGUGGUCGCGUGAUGAUAGAUCGUCGUGGCGUCAAGCGUCCUAAGCUCGACAAUGAACCCAUUGACGAGCGUGCGGCCGAUCGGUGGAAGUUCGCCGGCGAUAGUAGCGAAGACGAACAGAUAUAUCCUGUCGACUGGACGGACAACCUGCACAUCCGGUACAGGAUCAUGAUCGAGCGGCAAGGCGAGAAGCAACAUGCUCAACACCAAGCUGCAGCUGCAGCCGCGGCGGCGGCCCAGAAUCGGAGAGCGAUCGAGAACCACCAGAGAUCCUCGUCCGGCCAUUUGGCUCCACCCAGCGCUGGACACUGAGAAGUGGCACCGUUCUCUUUACCCCCUUCUGGUUUGCCUUUUUCAUGAUGAGACGAGUUGUUGCUUGCAGGAAACGAUUUUAUACCCAUUUGCGUUUUUGUUUUACUCGAACAGAGGAAGUCCCAAGCUCUUUUAUUCAAAGUUCGCUCAAAGGUGCCUUUAGCAUACCGCACCUCUAUGUACACUAUACUGAUCGCAAAGCGCCAGGAUGGUGUGGUGAA